AUGCCUCCUCCUCCACCACCCCCUCCGCCGCCGCCUGGAGGGAUGGGAGGUCCCCCUCCCCCUCCUCCUCCUGGAAAUUUCCCUAACCGGCCUACAAAGGGGGAGGCUAAAGGCAGGGGCGCUCUUCUCUCAGACAUCAGCAAGGGUACCAAACUGAAGAAAGCCGUGACAAAUGACAGAUCAGCACCGCUCAUUGCAGGAGGGGGAACGAAAGCAUCGGUGCCUCCGAUUGCUGGCGCACCACCUGUUCCUGGCAUGCCGAAGCCUCCGAGCGGAUUGGCACCACCUGUACCUCCAGGCAACCGACUACGGAGUAGCAGCGAAAGUGGCUCUAUGGGGGAUGGCGGUGCACCAGCUGCUCCUCAGUUAGGAGGGCUCUUUGUAGGAGGAAUGCCAAAAUUGCGCAGUCGUGGAGGGGUCGAUACUGGAGCAAAUCGCGACUCACCUUAUAUGUCAGACUCGGAAGGCUCACGGGCCCCCAGACCCCCUGUCGCAUCCGCUCCUAGGCCUCCAGGUGCCCGUCCACCGCUGCCUCCUCAGUCGACAGAACCGCCUGCUGCUCCUCCGGUCAAUCCGUUAGUUGCAAACCUGCGCAAGCCCCCACCGAGACCGGCUUCAAGGCCCUCAUCCGCAAUCUCAACUACAUCCAUCAAAUCUGCACCUGAUGCUCCACCUCCACGAGCGCCUCCUCCGUUGCCAGGCUCAGCGAAGCUACCUCCACCCCCAUUGACCUCGAGGAAACCAUCCUCACCAGCUCCACCACCGCCUCCCCCACCAGUUUCCUCCACACCAGCUGCUCCUCCUCCUCCUCCUCCUCCUCCGCCACCUCCUGCAGCUUCAGCGCCUCGACCUCCCCCGGCACCUGCGCGAUCCACUCCGCCACCACCCCCAUCGGCUGCCCCCUCGCCAUAUACUAAUGGAGCAGCGGCCGCUUCCAUCGCAGUACAAGCGGCUCGGAAUGCCCUGGGACACAGCAACCAUGCGCCAUCUGCUCCGCCCCCGCCCCCACCAGCUGCAUCUGCCCCUUCGGCACCUCCUCCCCCACCUCCUCCCUCAGCACCUCCUACUGCGCCGGUCGCUCCCCCAAGUCAUCCCCCUCCUCCACCAACACAAGCUCCAGCGCCAUCGCCCAGUCAUCCAGUGGGUCGUUCAACCUUGGAUCCCAGUGCUUAUACUUUGACCAAUGGCGGAUCUUCGCCCGGUCAUUUGAGUGCAGGACCGCAUGGAAUACUCCCAGUCGAUGAUAUUAGGUUCAAGUUCCAAAGUGAUGGAUUGCUCCCUAAACCAAGGCCAUUCGUCGGGGGUGCCCGGCGGUAUCGUGCUGGGCGAGGUAGCAGUGUCCCAUUAGACCUCAGUGCGCUGAGUGGAUAG
Molecule: messenger RNA, 1371 nt
Organism: Aspergillus clavatus NRRL 1
Lineage: Eukaryota; Fungi; Ascomycota; Eurotiomycetes; Eurotiales; Aspergillaceae
Product: putative proline-rich, actin-associated protein Vrp1
Exons: 2
Coding region: 1-1371 (456 amino acids)
Molecular function (GO): actin binding
Source: RefSeq, a predicted model, not a curated record